AGCGGAAGAUGAGUAGAUUCUUUCAUAUGUUAUUUUCUGCACUCACCGUAUUUUUGUGUUUCACUUUUCAACCACUUCUCAACGUCUGGAUUUCAUGGGAUGUAACUGACCAUUUCAAUAUCACUCUCCAGAGAUGGUAAAAUAACUUCCUGAGGAACUGGUCGGGAAAAAAAAGUAGGUCAUGAACAACAAACUAGUGAAAUGUGUGCCUCAUGCAGCGCUACUGGAGCAUCCGUUCCUGCAGCCCUAGUAAAUUAAAUCGGAUGCCAUGAAAUUAACCUGCGUCACUCUAAGAAGAUGUUACAGUACUGAGUUUGGCUUGCCACUUGUCAGUACAUUGCCCUAGUCACUGCUGACUCAUCCACGCUUCCUGUUCAUUACAAUAGACCAACCCCCUCUUUUUUUUUAAACCGUCUCUGCCCUCUUUUUAUUUUCCACUGCUACUACGAUCAUUCCAAUUCUCUGAGCUGUACCAAGCUCAAAGAGUGAUUCAAGCUUUUAAAUGUCCCUUUGGAAUUGAACAAUACUUAAACAAUAAAAAAAAACAACGUCAAACUGAAGAUGCAGAAUAAAAUUUAUCUGAAAUACGCAUAUGCCAGGUUUGCAACUAUUAUCUAUACAAAGAUAAUAUUUUCCGACCGCAAAUGACUGAAAUAUGUAAAAUUUCAUUCCCCUAAAAAUAUAGCUGAAAUUAAACAAUCUUUUAAAAGCAAGGACAAUCCUAGCAGCCUUAAUGACAUUGGUUUCGAGAGGCAGGCAAUGAGUUCUCUGAAGUCAACAUCUCUAAGCGUUAUGAGACCACCAAAGCCACCCUGCUGGCGCGAUUUUGUCGCCCCAACUGCUAAAAGUAUUGCGUCCGAGGGAGUUGAUGUUACCGAGGCGCGAUCUCCAAUAGUGGAUUUAAUGGACGUUUCCAGAAGUUCAGCCUCGCUUCCUGCUAACAAGCCUAGCCGCCUCGCUCGUCGACCACGGGCCAAGAUCCACCGAACAAGGAGCGAGCACAUUAUUCACGCCGAAGAGUUACCGGAGAGCGCAUUCACUGGCACCCUAGCCGACACAGACCCCAAAGGUUUGAGGACUCGGAUAUCUGAAGGCUGCCUUUACGUUGAAGAGAACAACAGAAGAUGCCAGAGUUGGCUGGCCAGCAUCGAAGCAGCCGAACCGCUGGAUGAGGUCAUUUAUACUAAUGAAACACCAUCGAGCAACAAGGUUGCAUUUCAUCUAUUUGAGGACACAGAAAGUAGAAAGUCGGAUACUAACUGUGACCUAAAGCCAUUGCAUCACGAGCUUAUUCCCAUAGGAGAACUUGAACAGGAUGAAGAAGUGGAAAUACCCGAAGAGACUUUCGUUUGGGAUAUCUCCCAGGAGAACCGCCAGCGGUCUUUCAGCUCCGACGAAGACAUUUGCUGCACUUGCAAUCUUCGGGUUAAAAGCAACAUUCGUGCAUCCUGCAAGGGGCAGUGUGCUCUGCAUGAGUCAGUUCACAGAAGCACACCAUCUUCAAGCCCUGAUCCCAACCACAAACAAAACUUUGAUUCAGCUGAGUCUCCAAAAGAUAUUGCCAGCAGCAGAGAGCUUCUAUCAAGAUUGACUCACCAGCGUGUGUUUUUGCCGGGUAAUGAUCAUAAUUCUUCCAAAAGCCAAGCAGGAGGCAGUGAUACUUUAACUUUAACCUUGGAGCCGGUGGGUCCUACGGACGAUUCAACCAAAACCAUGGUCAACCCAAAGCCGUCAAAGGUGUCGUCUUUGCAAAGAAACCCGGCAGACAGUAAACAGGUGGAUAAAUCUUCUCUACCCCAUUGAGUUUAGUAACUAGUUACAUUGAUAAAAUUCCGAUUUUAUAAAUUAUUUGUUUUCAUUUGAGCCAUUGAUUUUUAUAAUAGGCCUAUUUAUAUAUAUAUAUAUAUAUAUAUAUAUAUAUAUAUAUAUAUAU
This is a messenger RNA of Biomphalaria glabrata, 1933 nucleotides long. RefSeq lists its product as uncharacterized. Lineage: Eukaryota; Metazoa; Mollusca; Gastropoda; Planorbidae. The coding region runs from base 760 to 1803 and encodes 347 amino acids. The transcript is spliced from 2 exons. The record is from RefSeq and is a predicted model, not a curated record.